Molecule: messenger RNA, 4460 nt
Organism: Trichoderma harzianum CBS 226.95
Lineage: Eukaryota; Fungi; Ascomycota; Sordariomycetes; Hypocreales; Hypocreaceae
Exons: 7
Coding region: 1-4341 (1446 amino acids)
Biological process (GO): transmembrane transport; metal ion transport
Cellular component (GO): membrane
Molecular function (GO): metal ion transmembrane transporter activity
Source: RefSeq, a predicted model, not a curated record
AUGGACCAAAAUCAUGGUCAUCGCGCACCCACUGAUCCUCUUGACGAAACACCACGGUCUUUGUCGCCUUUUGAUUAUGGCCUGAAUAUUCUUUCGCAGUCCAUCGAUGCAACUGGAGAGACUAUUGAAUCAUUCUUUCAGGGACAAAUGGCUUAUGAAGCUGAAAAUGAGGGACUGUCCAUCAAUAUCCCUUUGGCAUCUAACUACAGAGAUUCCAUCAAUAGCGCUUCUCACGCCCCUUACUGGGACGAAGGAAAUGCAUAUAUUAAGGGAUUCAUUAAGAAACUACAGACGUUUGGGAAUCUCGAAUAUUCCGUCAAUGAUGCAGGAGAAGAGGAGGUGUCUCGCCAAGAGGGGCCUCCAACGCACGAUGAAUCUCGCAACUCGACGCAGACCAAAUGGCUUCAUUUGCAAAGUGCCGCGAUGGAUCUUGAUGUCUUACACCAAUUCGUUAUGGAGUGUCACUUGAUUGGCGACGAUGUCAAAACUGUUACGAUAGAACUCGUCAAAAGAGCCGGGAAAAAAUAUCUACGACAUUCUGAAACAGGACCCUACAUUGAACCUGGGUCUGUUCUGAGAGGCAUCGGCAAUUAUUCUCAGCAAAACUUGCUUUCGCAACAGGCUCGCCCAACCGUUCCGGUUGUUUUUGUUGCCUCACCCUAUUUGAGGUUACGUCCUUUGAAAGGGCACCAAAAUGGGGAAAAUCGCGGCGACCAUCAUCCCCGGACACUUCUACAGAACCUCUACGGGUUCGAUGUUACUCCAAACCGCGAUAAGACUCAAAUUGUUCGCAAGAUUGGGAAUGGUUCACAACUGAACAAUGCACUGCACGUGAACCAAAUGUGGUGCCUUCUGAUUGGUCCUACCCUUCUGAUCACCAUGUCAGACCAUACAACUCAGGAACUCUUGGACGGAACGAUUGGAGAGCGAAGUCUGGGACAUGAACCGCCAAUCAAGAUUAAGAUCAUUGACGAUAAGCAAAAACAUCAUGAUAUUGCUGUAUCAUCAAGCAUUACAUGGGUUGAUCUUUUCAAAAUUACGAUGGAUGCCGUUCAGAAAAAGAGAUCUGAUUUUCUCAAUUAUGAUCUGCGCGAUGAGAACAAAGUCAUCAUCACUGCCGAACGAUGGAUUAAGAUUGCGAGCUCACGGAACAUGCGAAAAUCACCAUUUUAUACAAUUUAUCUUACCCUAAGACCAACGAAUGCAGAUCCGAGUAAAGAUCGGCUCUUUUUGGAGUACAGAAGAUAUGAUGCUUCCAGUAUAUUGGACGAAAUGCCAACAAAGCACCGACGCACCGACGCAUCCUCUAGACUGGUGGGAUCUUCUAAGAAGAAGUCCUCUAAACACGAAUCAGCAGACCAGCUCACCUCCAACACCGCUUCCGCUCCACUCUUUCUGUAUCAAGAUGGUACUGGUUUUAUUGUGUCUUCUCCAGAUCCGCAAGAUCCCGAUGAGCUGUACGACACUGAUACAUACCCUUUGGGUAUUAUCCCGCAAUCACACGGAAGUGAAUUGGUUGAAGGCACAAACACAACAAGGCCACUAGGAAUUAACAACUCUCCAAAUGACAGAGAUGCACCGGAGGCUUCUUCCACUGGUAAUUUCACCAACUUCAAUGAUGAUAUUGCAGGUAACAUGACAGACAUUGACGGAACCAUUGAUCUCCCUGAGACGAAUAAACACAAGAUAAAUUACAAAAGAAUACGACACAAGAAGAUGCAGCCUGGUGCAGAAAUAUCCGUUGAAACUUACUCUUCUGUCCAGGAAGAUGACCCCAAUGCAAGUAACGAUUUGUUUUUAAAACAACUAUUCAUCCAUAAGCAACGUCAAAGUCAAAGUCAAGGAUCAAUUCCUUCCUUUGCGUCAGGCGCGAAUGCGGAAUCGUUUAGCUCUCGGCGUGACAGUUUGAGAGCUUACCACACGCACCAACACACCGACUCCCAAUAUCGCUUACCGUCACCUAUUAUCACCAAUCUCAACUCGGAAUAUCCUCGAAAACCGAGUAUUGUGGAAAAUGACAAAAAUAGGGACCGAAGACAUGCAUUGAAAGCUAAGACGCAUCUCAUUCCCACCAUCGGAAGCGAGAUGCCUCCACCGAACAGACACCAGUUACUUCCACCACAAGCGGCUUGGCCAACGACAGAUACCCUACGGCUAAGCUCAUUGCGAAGCGCCAAAGAGGCAGACAUGAUCAAGCUUCUUGAUGAAGCCGACGAAGCAAUUUCUAACAGCCAAGUAGGCAUGUAUUACUAUGUCAAAGUCCCAGAGCUUACAGAGGAGGAAUUUCUCUCUCGACAAGAUAUUCCGAGUGGAGGCUUACAAGAAGACGAUCUCACUAUCGCAAAAGAGAGUCUUACUCAUCGAAAUGGUGGCCCGAUGACCGCUGAUAUCACAGUGAAAGACAACAAUCUGCCGAAUAGCGUAUCUACAGUUGAUCACGCCAGCGAAAACGCCCACUUGAAAAUGGAGGGGGUUAAGAAGAGCAACACUGAUUCAGAAAUAACGCUGCCUGCUAUUGGACAAGACGAUGUCGCUAUGAAGCAGGCACAAUCGUUGGGCAUUUUGAGCCCUGAUAAAGAGUUGAUGGAACAGCUCGUCAUAGUCAGCCGGCAGAUUCUGUGGUCAUUUUUGCCAAAGACGGGAAGCUCAACAGUGCACAAGCUUUUGAAACGGUUUUGGGGUUGCAUGGAUAUAAUUCGCAGACAACUCAUCUGGGAAGAGAGCGAACGUGAGCCUCACGAUGUACCAACAUAUAUCAUUCGCGACUUUUCUGUGAUCCUUCAAAGAACAGGCAGAAGCCAAUCUCCAAACUCUCAAAAGACGCUCUUGGCCAAAUGCGGAGAUUGUAAGGGAGGGAAGCACUACUCGUCGGCAGAAGAGGCACUGAAACAUUUCCACGAUGAGCAUUUCGAUUGUCACCACAGAGGGAACAGGCCGUACGACGAUCCAUGUUACUCAUGGCUGCAUCGUAUUUGGCACUCACAUUAUCCUGUGCGAAAUGAGCGAAAUGAUCUGCUUCGCAACGUACAAGAGUUUGAAAGAGAGCUCUCCGAGCUGGCACUUCACAUGAAUGAGCUACAUGCUAUGGUGACAUCCAAGGAAGAUUACUCAAUGGGUGAUCUAGCGAUAAGACCACCGUUACCGAAACAUAUCUUUUACGCUUUCCAAAAGAUUGUUCAGGUAUUUAUCCUCCGAUCAAAGAGACUAUCUUUGAUGACGAGAAUAAAGACAUCCUCGGGAAUUGACCAAUCAAGGAUUUCGGAUAAAAUCAACGAGCUGCAGCGAUUUGAGGAGACUGCAAAAGACCGGAUGUUAGAUCGAUUGGAUCAUGCUAAGAGAGACAUAUUCCUGUCCGGCAAUACGUCUAGUGACAUCGAAAGACCCCAACCUCAGGCCGUUGGAGCUGAGUUCUUGGCCUUGGCUUUAAUUUGCAAGAGUCACAACUUACUCUUCGAGGUCAAGACCUCAAACUCACGCCCCAACGACAAUACUCUCGAGGUGUAUAAAGACUAUGCUUCAGAGCUUCAUUACCAGGCCAAUCAGCGACCCCAAAAGCGAGUCUUUCUAGACAUUCGCGAUCUUGAAGAAGAACUCGAUGCUUUACACACUUUGCUAAGCCACCAAAAAGAGUGCCUGCAUAAAUUUGCAAAGUCCAUUUCGCCUGAUACCCUCCGUCUUACUACCAUGACAAGAGUCGCGCAGAAUCGCGCCGAAAAGGCGUACCAAGACAACCACACACGACAGCUCGACAGGCGAAUACAAGAAGUACAGAACAUGAAGACACGGUCGAGAUUUUUAAAAGAACAGGUGAAACAGGACAUUGAAAUAAUGGAAGAGGAUCAUAGAAAAGCCAUCAGAGUCUUUACGAUUGUAACGCUUUUCUUCCUACCUCUGUCUUUUGUCUCGAGCUUCAUGGGUAUGAACACAGCCGAUGUGAGAAAUAUGCAUUAUAAGCAAGGGCUAUUCUGGGCAACGGGAAUACCAGUUACCCUCUUCGUGCUGACACUGGCCUGCAUCUACGGGUACAAAGGGGAUGAGAUCCACGGCUGGGCGAUGCAGCUAUCACUUUGUCCAAAAAACAAAAAACUUCGGCUGCCAGUGGACAGGGGAGACGAAUUAGGAGAGGAUUACUGCAACGUGUGCGAUGUGACCUGUCUCCCUAGCACCAAGAAGCCUCGACGAGCUGCACGCCAAAAAAGGCUCAAGUCAAAACUGGCGCAUGGUGAUGAGGGCAGCGAUGGGAGCAAAGAACAGGGAGACGAUAUUGUGCCUUUAGCACGAAAAGAGACGCUAAAUAGCUUGACUCUUUUGAAGCAAAUCAGUGGGAGUGAAGAGGUGUAGGUGACGUGGUUCGCCGCGACUAGCAGAACUGAUGAUUUACCGAUAUCCUCUGCUGUGAUUCGACAUGUUUCUUUUUAGCUUGUCCAUAGUCCAUAAUACAAUUGCUUGGCUAAUAGAUU